Molecule: messenger RNA, 4101 nt
Organism: Necator americanus (New World hookworm)
Lineage: Eukaryota; Metazoa; Nematoda; Chromadorea; Rhabditida; Ancylostomatidae
Exons: 22
Coding region: 1-4101 (1366 amino acids)
Source: RefSeq, a predicted model, not a curated record
AUGCACCGACAACUGCUUAUAGCAGCAUUAUUCUUUGUGACCCCAGGCCUGUGUCAAACCCCUGUCAUUGGUGGGAAUUGCCAUCUUGGCACAACCGAUGUGCAAAUCGGUGGCAAACAAACGCAAUUUUUCCUCAAAUGUGAAGCAACAUCAGACAGUCCAGCCGGGGACGGUGUUUGGGUUGUGAAGUCUCGAGCAGCAGCGGCGGCGGCACCAUCGGCGCCAGCGACCGGCGGGUCAUCUGCUACUGCUCCAAUGGAAAACACUCAACCACAGCAGCAUCCAAAACUCAUGCGCAAACAGAAUGCGCCGAAUAUUUGCGAACAAGACAACGAUGCACGGGAAGCUGACGCCUGUGCUGUGUCGGCCACUUGUCUGCAAGCCAGCCAAGAUAUUCCAUCCAGCUAUCUACAGUGUGAUCAAACUUCGCUUCGAUGGGUUCGCAAGUCGUGUCAGGAUGGAUUCAUCUUCAAUUUUGAGCAGCAAACCUGUAUUGUGCCGAAGAGAAUGAAUUCCCUUUCCCUGACUGUCGACGCCACAUGCUCGGUGAUGAGUGCUUCGUGUCAGGAUUCAGCCGAUUGCCCGCCCACGUUCGCUUGCAAGAACAACUGCUGCCGUCUGGAUGUGUGUCCAAGCAGCGACAAAGUGCUUUUCACCUGCACUAAUGCGUAUCAAUGCAGAGCCGGCGAAAUAUGCGUGUUUGGAGGUUGUUGUCCGCAAGUGCAGAAAAAACGUAAAAUGAGGCCCAAAGUGGAGUUCGCGGCGGUGUCUGUCGAUCUGGCAGUGAAGGGAAAUGAUGAUCCUUACAGUAAUAAUUUGGAGGCGAUGUCCACGCGUUCAGAGUCCACGAACGACUCCGCCUAUUCAGCAUUGACUGCUGAACCAGCGUCUAAAGAAAAAACAACGAAGAUGCCAGCCGCGAUGCCGAUAGACGAUUGCGAUUUGGACACUCGUGUGGAGGACUGCAGCCUGAGUAAUCCAUGCCCGGAAAACUGUGAAUGUCUUAGCGGUCAAUGUUGCAAAAUAAAGGCAAAACGCUGUAGAAACGGACUUCUCCCACUUUCUGUUCCCGUGUUCUGCAAAUUCACCGACGAAUGCCCUAUAAUGUCCUUUUGCGAGCAAAAUGUCUGCUGUGCUAUCGUAAGCGACCAGUCAAAUGACAAUGACACCGAAAAAGAUACCUCCGUUGGGCUGCCAGCAGCGGCUUCUUCUUCUACUCCUCCUCCUUCUCCAUCUCCAAAGAAACCAUCUGAAGGUGUCGCGAAACCUAUGGAAUCGAUCGCCACAUUCGAAAAGCCCAGCUGCUUAGAGGAACAACGUUGCUCCAUAUAUCAUGCUGCCCUUUGUCCAGCUGGGUAUACAUGCACACUGGAUGGUUACUGUUGUCGGAUUAGGAGCACUUGUCCGGACGGUAGCACACCGUACGCGAUGUGUAGUGGAGUAAUGCAAUGUCCAACAACACAUUUGUGCUUUACCACUGAGGAAAAUCACAGCAUCUGUUGUUUGAGAGUAAACAACCGCUCGUUUCAGAUCGUCCAACAGUACCGUCAACAUGUCCACUUGGAAGUUUUGAGGUGUAUCCUCGAUUCGGAGAACAGUGUCGAUACAGCCUACAGUGCCCCUCACCGUAUUUCUGUAAUCACGUGGGGAGAUGUUGUCUACCGUUCGUGUGAAAAGGAUUUAUUAAGUCCUAUUAACAAACGUCUGGGAUGUUUAGGACAACCAGCCAGUGGACUCAUUUGCACAUUUUCGUCGUGCUCCAACUCAAAUCCCUGCUCUGUGGGUACUUGUAACAAUGGUUAUUGCUGCACUUCUGGAUCUCUGCCAUCACUCUCAGCCGUUUCAGUAAGAAAACGAAAACGUAGAUCACUAACCACAGCGAACAGCACAUCUAACGAGCAUGAAGAGAACGAUUGGCCGGUUGGACCGCCAGGCUACGGAUUUCCGGAGCAUCUGGCCGAUCUGGACGCGAUUCUAGUGAAAGCGACUGGAGACGGCAGUACAUGUGCAGGUGGUUUUAGCAGUUCGCUACCGUGUUCCGCCAGUGGCGAAUGUCCACCCGGCCUGUUCUGCGAUCCGAGAUUACAACAAUGUUGUCCGCUAAUCUUACCACUAAUCGAUGCAAACACUUCACCACAAACAGUACAAGCAUGGAAAGAAGAGAUGGAUUUGGGAACGAAAGUGAAAUUGCCGCCCGCUCGCAUGAAAUUUUCCUCGAGAUCACGACCAUGCCGUACCGGCACCAUCACCUCCGCCAACGCACCAUGUUUGCCGUUAUCGUCGUCGAAUUGUGCCGGUUGUCCGCAGUCAGCUGCUUCUCCUCCGAUAAUCGCUCUUCCGAUCAACGCUUGUCCUGGAGGUGGCUAUCCCGUUGGUCAGUGUAACUCCGGAUACUGUUCACCUGGAUAUUCUUGUGUACGAAACGCUUGUUGUCCAGCAUAUUCAGCUCCUCAGGCCGGCAUUCAAUUCGCUUGUCCUACCGGAGGUCUACCAGUUGGUGGUUGCAUCAAUGGUGCUUGUGCUACUGGAUACUCAUGCAUCCAGAAUCAAUGCUGUUUAACGCCGGUCACAAGGAAUCCUUUCGGUGACGUUCACAAUUUUAUUGCGUUUACAAAUUCAACUAAUAUGAAGGAAGAGCAAUUAGUCUUUGGCAGUCAUAUGACUGUUUGGCCUCCAUGGCUUCCAGACUCUGUAAAACCUGAUGCUGUUACUGCUGUUUUUUUUUCUGAGUCAGCCUUAAUGUGCCCGAAUGGUAACCAGGCUGCAGGCGGUUGCGUCAAUGGUCAAUGUGGUGCCGGAUACACCUGCCAGAAUGGUUUAUGCUGUUUGGGAACUGCCGGCCAAGCCGUCAGAUGUCUGGAUGGUUCGGAAGCUAUCGGGGCCUGUAUUCCGUCGUGUACUGGAGGUGCUUGUGGAAACGUUCAAAUCAGCUACUACUGUGGAACUGGAUACACUUGCACUACUGGAAAUAUCUGUUGCCCUAUUUCAAGCUGUCCAAAUGGUGGUGAACCGAUCGGACCACCAGUGAAUGGUCUGUGUCCCGAAGGAUACAAUCUUCAAGGAAAUCAGUGCUGUAGUAACGUCGCUGCUGCAUGUCCGGAUGGCAGCGCAGGAACGCCGGCGGUGAACGGACUUUGUCCCGCAGGCACCACUUUAACUGGAACCGUUUGUUGCCCGGCUGCAUCAGCUGCCCUUGUGGGCACCUGUGAAACAGCCUCUAUGGGCAUAGGCCCGUGCACUGCAGCCGGAUGUGGAGUUGGAUACGCUUGCGACAACGAUGCGACAAAUCCUCAGUGCUGUCCAGUCGUGAACUAUCGUGAUGUACAGUACCAGAUUGGGCCGGCUGUGUCCGGAAUGUGCCCAGUUGGAUAUGUGGCCGUAUAUCCUCAAUCAAGCGCUAACGCAGAUGGAACCAACGACGGAGUUUGUGUGGAUCUUCAGACUGUACCUGGUCUGUGUGCGGUUGCUGUGCAAGCUGGUCCUUGCAGUAAUGGCCAGUGCAGCACGGGAUACACUUGCAACACUUAUGCUGACAUAUGUUGCCCUACAACAACCGCGUUCAGUCGAAUAAGGCCUGGCCAGAACAAACGACCUAACGCUGGACGACCUCUUCACAGCUACAUGCCACCUCGCCCCGAAGCGUGUGCGGACGGUUCCAUCCCAGCUGGUGCUUGUAUAAACGGUUUGUGUGGAGUUGGUCAUGAAUGUCAGAACGGUAACUGUUGCCCACCAAUUAAUGUGGAAUCGAAGUUGAGAAGCAUGUGCCCUAACGGUGAAACAGCAGCCAGCGGUUGUUUCCCGAACGGAGGUUGUGGUUCUGGAUUUGAAUGCGUGCGAUCUAAAAAUUUAUGCUGUCCUCCCGGUGGUAACGAUAUCAUUCCAUCUUCACCGCACAAUUCUGUACGUCCUAUCGGGGCCAGAUGUUUCAUGGAUGCGGAAUGUGUAGGACAUUCCGAGGGCUUAUCGCUAUGUCAUGCAGGCGUCUGUCAAUGUUCUCCAAUAGCCUAUAUGCAAGGCAUUGCAUGUGUUCGACGUAAAUUCAAUUUGAAAAUGAACGACUCACCUAUCGUAGAUGAUGUGAAGAAGACGAUGUCAGUUUGA